Molecule: messenger RNA, 5008 nt
Organism: Vanrija pseudolonga
Lineage: Eukaryota; Fungi; Basidiomycota; Tremellomycetes; Trichosporonales; Trichosporonaceae
Product: CTL-like protein
Exons: 21
Coding region: 275-2452 (725 amino acids)
Biological process (GO): synaptonemal complex assembly; transmembrane transport; meiotic recombination checkpoint signaling
Cellular component (GO): nucleus; plasma membrane
Molecular function (GO): transmembrane transporter activity
Source: RefSeq, a predicted model, not a curated record
GACCGAACCGUCCGCAAUCAACUCAACUCGGGUGUGCGGUGCCAUCAACUCGACUCGUCGCGUCUCACUCAACACCAUCUCACAACACACCUCAAGACAUCUCAUUCCGAUCCUAGCCUCCCGCUGUCGUCGUUGCAGCUGGUCGAACGACUUUGUGAUAUACAUCCCUUGCACCACCCAAUACAGGCAGUGCACUACAACCGCACCAACAACAGACGACCUCAACAACGCCAGAUAGGACCUCCUUGCGCGACACCGCACCCGCCAACCAAGCAUGGCCGAGUCAUCAACACCCGCCUCCUUCUCGGCGUACGCCAGCAAGUUCCUCUCAAACAGCCGUCAUGCCAAUCAACAACCGUUGUCUGGCAGCCAGAUCUUCCGCGCGUCAUCACCUGGAUCACCAUCCCAUGAUGACCCGUUCUUGCCUUCGCCCAGCGCAUCUCGAUCUCAGCCACGGCUGGCUGGGUCCUCUCGCUCAGUGUCGCCACCUCCGACGCCACCGUUCCCUGGACCAGGCAUAGAUGGAAUCCCAUCGAUUGCAGACAUCGCAGACAGCCAGACAACUGGUAUCGGCCUGUUGUUUGAUCGAUCCGAAACGGACGAGCGGCCGGGACCGCGGCAGCCGCCCACGUAUUCUCGCCGCCCCGUCCCAGACCCGUACGGCCCAUCAUCGGAUAGCGAAGGCGAACUGGAAGACGACCUCGAUCAGGUGGCUGCAGUUCGGCGGUCACUGGUUGGCCCUUCCGACAAUUCGCGAAAGUCGAGGACCAACAAGGGAUGGCUAGCCUACCAGAGCGUGUUCCCGUCGUCAUCAUCCAGUGAAGCGACCGAGAGCGAGAAAGGGACAGAAUCCGACGAUAGCGACGCCGGUGGGAUGGGGGUGAUGGGACAGUCGCGUGGCAAGCCCCGCAUCGCGGACGAUCCCUUUCAAGGCGGAACGGGGUCCACCCUCGAGGAGCCUCUCCUCGGCCCUGAUGAGAUCACACAAAUGACCACCAGGGUGCCUGUGCGCCUCCAAGUGUACCACGGCCGUUUUGGACAUUGGGAGCGUGAGGGCUUGAGGAAGUACAAAGAUUCGGGGUUCUUGGCGCUCUGGCUCACGAGUCUCUUGGCCAUCGUCAUCGGGCUGAUGUUUGUUUGGGGUUCGACAGAUCCGCCAUCCGAGUCGCCAAACCACCGAAGGGCGCCCUCAAUCAUUCCCCUUCUCCCAAUCCUGUUGCUACUGGUCAUUCCAACGCUGAUCUUGCCUCCGGUCUUCCUCUUCCUCUUGAAGAAGACGGUCCGUCCAGUCCUACUGGCUACAUCAAUCAGUGUCCCAUUUGCGCUGUUUGUUUGCGGCUGGUGGGCCUUGGGUGCAAGCUUUGAAUCCGUCGGAGACGCCGAUCAGGCAGACCGUUGGUGGGCAACGAGAGGCUUGCAGCUCGGAGCGGUUGUCCUCUGGCUACUCUCGGCUUGGUUCGCGCGAUUGCUAUGGCUGCGGCGCCGAAAGCUGGAACGCACCGUGACCGUCGUCGAGCUCUCUACCCAUCUCCUCCUCACGCACCCUCCAUUACUGCUUCUGACCCCACUCCUGCUUGCUGUGUUUGCCGUCACUUCAAUCCCAUUCCUGACCUUGCUGGUUCGCCUCGCAAUGAUUGGCUACUGGCGCCACCCCCGCGAGAACACCUAUGUUUUCCAAAUCCGCCCUUAUGCUGGCUGGCUCAUUUUCAUUGUCACUGUCGUUUGGGUGUGGUCGUGGGGGGUAAUCCGAGGGGUAGGACGCGUCGCUGUCGCGGCCGUUAUCGGCGAGUGGUACUUCCAUCGUCAAAAUGGACUCGACCCAUUGGAAGUCACGACCGCCGCAGUUCAUCGAGCGACAGGGACAUCCUUAGGGAGCGUCUGCCUUGGCUCUCUCAUUGUGGCAUCUGUCAGGCUCGUAGGCCGAAUGGCGGCCGAGCUCAAGCGCAUCACCUCGCCUCGCUCCAAGGUCUUGCCGUCGGCCCUCUCAUUCCUGUCACACCUUACGCCAUUCUUCAACAUCACAGCAAGUGUUCUGGAUCAACUUAAUGGUUAUGCCCUUGUCUACGUCGGCAUCACAGGCGAUGCCUUCUGGCCAAGUGCACGGCGUGCAGUUGGCCUCGCUAGCCGCAAAAAUGCUGGAAAACUUCUCGACUAUACUUUGAUCAAGCUUCUGUUGACGUUGUGCUCGACGGCAACGGGGCUGUUCACAGCUACCGCCGGCUAUCUCUACAUGGCGCAUUCUCUGGGCAACCCCGGGUACGCACCAGUGGCUGCCAUCUUGUGUGGUGGAGUCCCCUUCCUGGCUAUUCGCGCGGGGGCGGCAGUGUUGGGUGAUGCUGCCGAUGCUCUCUUCAUCUGCCACCAGAUUGAUGGUGAAUCUGGCGGUAGCCACUGUGACGAGGCGAAGGAAGCCUUCGCGGGGGAGACAUUUAGAAGUGAUUCAGUUGUGUAGACCGCCAGCAUUGUUUGUUUAUGCUUGUACCCCAGUGUUGUUUUGAAGUGGGUGAUGCUCAGAAGUAUGGAUCACCUCUUAGACUGUUAAACGACAAGGCCAUCGCGCUUUGGCACCAACUUUGCCACUCGACAAGUGAGGGGAGAAAGGAGAAAUCUACCUUGCUCGGCUUGCCUUCCCUCAUUCCCCACCACUGAGUGAGCAGGUGAGUCAGCGACCGGUGCACGGAGUCGUGCUGUUGGAUUUGUGCAGUACCUUCCUCCGCGUCGACGAUCAUCUAACUUCCUUCAACUCUCACUCUUCCUCAUCCCCGUGUCGUAACCUUCCAAUCCUCCGUCUCCCAAACCCACGCCCUUCUCAGCAUACUCAUUCGCGACGUCACUCCGCUCACACGACGAUCAAGAUGCAAGCUUUCCGCACACGACCCACCACCAAACUCCAGACCACUGCGCCGACAAAUAGCAGCCGAGUUGCCCUUCCUACAACUAGAGUCACCCCUAAAGUCAAAAGGCAUUUUAUCAAGAGGCUCCUUCAAUUCUCAUUCGGAGCAAUCACGUUUCACAGGAAUAUCCUUCCGGAUGAAGUCUUUCAGGACCACCAAGUGAAGGCUGAUUAUGAUGAACAUGGCAAUCCGAAGAUCGUCAUGGGUGUGAAAACGUUCAAAGAAGGGGAAUGCCUUGAAGUCGAUGCCCUCGCAGCUCACCUAACGGGGCCUUCGGACGAUGGGAAAACCCCCGCUGGUGGGAUUUACCAUGCGAUUGCAAGCCGGUACUUGAAGAAGCUGAGUUUUGUCAUCCUCCUGGACCCUAAUGAUCGCGACAACGUCAUCGAGGCCUAUACUUUCGACUUCUCAUAUUGUGAUGAGACGGGUUCACCCGACAUUUCAAUGUCGCAGUUCUCAACUACUACCUCGCUCGAGUCCUCGAUCACUGGGACGGCUCCAGCUAGUGCAGCUGAUCUACAGAUGACAAUGAUCGAAUUCCUGACAACUCUUAACAAAAAGAUAUCUGAGCUUCCCGCGCUUCCACGCCAACGUUAUGUCGACAUCCGACUUCAAUACACCGACGACACACCGACGGACUAUCGUGCUCCCAACUUUUAUGCCACUGACGGGAGCCUCUUUAUGAGGACUCACAAUAUGGACGAGGUGCCGGUGUCGUUCGUCGGAGGACAUUUUUCGACCGGUGAUCACGACGUGUCCUUGCUCGUGUCCUCCGCGGCACAGUACCUUCCCCUUGAAGCUACAGCCUUCCAUUUCGAUGAGGAGAAAGGGAUGGCUUUACACAGUCAGAGCGAAGCGAUUCAGAAAGCCGAUGCUGGUCAACGCAUGGUGACCUGGGAUACCGAAAACAUUACCAUCCACCCUUCCGCCACGAGAUUCAGUGCAGCAUUUGUGGCAGCGAUUGAAAAGACGAUUGUGGGGAGGCGUGGGGAACGGAUCAAGGACUGGACUCCGUUGGAAGAAGACCAUGAGACUGAACCGCCACACGACGGCAAUCGACCGAGUUUUUACCCAGAGACGCAUACCAGCCUCCCGUUUAUCCACCACUCGUACCCCACAGACGAACCCAGAUGUUUUGAGAGCAGUGGCGGUUUGGACGAAUCUCCUCCUUCUGCCACCGACGCGUCACUCGAGGUCGAGACGAGCCCCACCAUGACGAAGAGCGACCGCCGUCCCCUUACCUCGCACGGUCCGAAGGCGACACCUGCUCCACAGUUGCCACGGAACCCCAAAGCCACGGCGACUACAAAGACUCCAACGACCCAGAAGGCUACUACGAAUCCCAAGACGUCGAAGAGCCGGAAGACUACACCCGGUUCUAAGGCGCAAGGGAAUACGAACCCCUUGACGAGUGGGCGGCAGCGUAAAGUCGGCGAGGGUCGCACUUCUGCGUCGCCGAAGAAGGCCUCUGCCCCAAAAGAGGUUGACGAGGAGCCGAAGACCUCCAAGCCUCCCAGCAAGAGUUCGAAGCAGACUCAGAAGAACCCGAAGGCCCCAAAGGUCUCGAAGGCCUCCAAAGCCCCGAAGGCUUCAAAGGUCCCGAAGGUGAAGGUCUCGAAGGUCUCGAAGGCCCCGAAGGCCCCGAAGACCCCAAAGACCCGAAGCCCAGUCUCUCAGACUCCCCAGUUCAAGACGCCCGCGGCUGCUCCUCCCCAGCAGCAACAAUACUCGCCUGCUUCACUCAAUAUCUCAUCAAACUCCAUGGCCACCAACAGUCGUCGCUUCGACGAACUGCCCGAGACUAAUCCCCUGCCUAUAACGGCGGGUGGUAGCGUCUCGUUUCAAGCUCCAGGCACCAGUGAUGUCCGCUUCGGCCGCAUGCUGGCACCUCUCGACUUCGGGAUGGUGGGGUAGUCGACCCCCGUGGCCCUCCUGUGUUCACCAUUUCGCAUGAUGCAAAACCCAAUGCAAGUACUGUACAUACAUUAUAUGAUAUCAAUGAAUGGCACUCGAUGCCCAGUUAUGUCCCUUCCUGGAUAACCUGUGCUCCGGCAUUGAAGCCUCGGGGUCGUGACUCCUGCAGCUUGGCACUCUUGGUACCAAACUGCAUUGCU